Molecule: messenger RNA, 1796 nt
Organism: Melitaea cinxia (Glanville fritillary)
Lineage: Eukaryota; Metazoa; Arthropoda; Insecta; Lepidoptera; Nymphalidae
Exons: 12
Coding region: 1-1599 (532 amino acids)
Biological process (GO): proteolysis
Molecular function (GO): serine-type endopeptidase activity
Source: RefSeq, a predicted model, not a curated record
AUGGUCGCUGAGAAAUAUUCUGAUGGAAAUGUACACCUCGUAGAACUAGAUGUAAUAGACUGUGGAAUUGAUCAUGAACUUGAUGUCAGUGAAGGCGACGUUGAAAUCUCACAGUAUCCCUGGUUGGGAAUACUGUACUAUACGUUUUAUGGCGACACUACUGAAGCGCGCGCUGUUACAACUGUAGCGUUAAUACAAGCUGAGUUUGUGAUUGCACCAGCUGCGGAUAUCGGUCCGAUGCCUAAAAAUGAUUUUAGAGCGAACGCAAUGGUUCUUCUCGGUGAAGGUUGGAAUCGAAGCGGACGUCGAGUUCGCAACUAUGUGUUACAUCCUGAGUAUGAAGAGACUUACAAUACCAUCGCCUUAGUACAACUCCGAACGCCAGUUCGUAACGAAAAUUUGAGACCAUUGUGUCCACCUCCAGAUAGAUUACGGAGUCCCGAUUUGUACGUUGUAAAAUUCAAAGAAGAUUAUAAUGAUCUUCAAAAGCAAGUACUUCCCGUAACCCACGUGAUGUCAAGUUUGUGCAAGGAGUUCUAUCUUCGUGCUAAUCUAUAUGCAAAGAAGAUGCGUCCUCCACACGUAGCAUGCGCCGUGUCCCUGGAGCAGGACAACGUGUGCGUGUGGGACGCGGGCGCGGCGCUCGUGACGCGCGACGUGUGGGGGCGGUGGCAGCUGCUAGGUAUGGGAGUUCGAGGCCCGGGCUGUGGAGCGCCGUCCCGUUAUUUAGAUAUGAUGAGUUACUAUCCUUGGGUAGAAAACAGCCUCGAUAAGUUUAGACGAAUCAGCAUAUCUAAGAUAUCGAAGCAGAAAUAUAUCGUACGGGCGGGCAGUCACGCCUACCAAAGAUUUGGUAAUUGUGACGAAGAAGAAAAAAUUAACUUAAUUUACCGAGAAAUGAUAGUUUUACGGACAGAUAACAAUCAGUACCAGUUUUUGACGUAUAAUAUGUCAAUAUACGACAGCGUUGAGUUCUCCUGUCUAACACUGGAACUUAUAAACGCGUCCGCUGUCUCCGAGAUGCGGAUCAAGCAUUUCUGCCCAAGGAAUCCUAAAGGAGUGCCUUGUUAUUCCUAUAAAGGAUCCGUUUUCGAAAUAUCCGUAUAUCUGAUGUUCUCGGACACGUGUCGGUUCGAAAUGUUCGCCUGGGGCUGGAAGAAGAAUAUGACGCUGAUCGACAUUCAAGAGUGGAAGUGGGAGGAGGGGACCUACUACGAGGACUUUACCAUGCAACCGGUGGAGUACAGGGGAACGCAAGCCGAUACACAGUUUGGUUUCGAACCGAUAGAUAGUUACAUGUGGGUACCGGAUUAUGACGUUUGGUCAUCAUCGUUACCACCUGACCUAUCCAAGACUACAACUACACGGCCGCGUCGAGGAGAGGAUGAAACGCCCCCGCCAUUAGAUUAUAGUGAUCCUGGUGCUGGAGGUAAACAGCUUGAAGAGGAAAAGUACGUGACAAGGCCGCCUGACAUGGGAAUGUUUGACAUCAUGACAGCCAAACCUAACCCCAUGGAAAGAUAUAGUUCGAAACACAAGGUUGAGGAAACGACGAUACGACCUAUAGGACGACGUAAUGCGUACAAUGAUUAUUAUUAAAUAAUAUGUUAUAUUACUUUUGGAAUUGGUUGAUUAAAAUUAUUUAUUCUAAUUCCAUUUUUAUUUUAUAGAAAGGGUGUUAAUUGUAAUACUUCAUAGCUUUGUUAUGGUUUAAAUCAUUAUAACUAUAUCUAUGUAUAUUUAUUUAAAUUUAACAGCAAAACAUGGCUUUAGAAAUAGUAAACACAUACAAGCUC